Messenger RNA from Hibiscus syriacus, 1071 nucleotides. RefSeq lists its product as uncharacterized. The record is from RefSeq and is a predicted model, not a curated record. The transcript is spliced from 2 exons. NCBI's taxonomy places the organism in Eukaryota, Viridiplantae, Streptophyta, Magnoliopsida, Malvales, Malvaceae. The coding region runs from base 34 to 1065 and encodes 343 amino acids.
AUAUCUUUUUGGUAAUCUUUUUUGGUCAUUCUAAUGGGAAGCUCUGUGAUGAUCAACGCCCCAUCGUCGCCCAAUUAUCGGACGCCAGAGAACGAAGGCGGUGAUUGUUAUGCGUUCAAGGUCGAAACAUAUCUUUCAGAUCUGAAUCAGCAAUGCCAGGGCAUAGGGCACGAGGUAUCUCGAUUUAACUGUUACUGUGUAGAAAACGAAGAUAAAUUAAUGCAUUUGAAGAACAGGAUUGAAGAAUUUAACCAAUGUGAAAUCCAAUUAACUCAUGAAACCGAACAACUUGAACGGAAAGUUCUAAUGUCGAUUCUCCAAAAAAGGUUUGAAGAUGAUGAAGUGGAGAAAUUUAGGGAAGUGAAAGAAAUUGAAGGAUAUGAGUUUUCGAAAGGGAAGAAAUUGGAACAAGAUUUUGUGGAUUUGAUGCUUCAAAUAGGGAAAAUAAACGAUAAACUUAAAGACUUUGGGAUCGGAAUCGAAGAAACCAAGAAGUGUGAAGAAAGUGAGAUUUUUAAAGAGUUGGGCAUCGAUCUAUAUGGUCAGCAAGGGAAUCUGUGUCAACUAGUUUCGGAUAAGGAAGAGACAAUGGAGAACUUUGAGAAGUUGCGAAAUGCUGCUGAUAACAUUGAGUGGGGUGAUGGUGAUGUUGAAUAUCAAAUAAAAAAGGUGAGCGUGAGUGAUAAUGUUGAGGAAGAAGAGAUCGGGGACAUUGGAACACAAGAGUUGGGCAAGGAAAUCGAGCUCUUGGAGGCGAUGUUGGAGAGGGGGAGUGUUGAAUUACUGGAUCUGAAGGCAAUAAUGGAAGAAAUCGAAGGCUUGAAAGGACCGGAGAAGGUGGUGAGUGAUAUAGAAGUGAAGAUGGGGGAGUUCGAGCCUGGCUUGUGGGAGCUGAAGAGAGCUAUUGUGGAGUUGAAAGAGAAAGAUGAUGAAAAACUCAAUUGGGGUUCAAUUAUUGCCUCAGUUGGAGUUGCAGUUGUAGCUGUUGCCGCCAUGGUUUUCAUAGGGCGCCCAAGGUGGGGUGAAGAUUUAGCAGAGAGAAGAAACAAGCAUAAAACCGGUUAGAUUUCU